Molecule: messenger RNA, 2388 nt
Organism: Paramecium sonneborni
Lineage: Eukaryota; Ciliophora; Oligohymenophorea; Peniculida; Parameciidae
Source: the annotation of a GenBank genome assembly
UUUCAUUAUAGAUAUUGGAAUGGGUACAUGUGGAGGUAAGCCCAAGAAAGUAAAUUUGUAUAGUAUACCACGGUCAUUAGAAGAAAAAUGUAAAUUUAUUGAUUAUUGUAAGUUCUUCCAAAAGAGAUUGAUUUGUUGUUCUUAAUAUAUAGUGAUUUAAAUUCUCGAAAUGUAGAAAAUUUAGUUAAUAAAACUGCAUUUACAGAUUUUUUUACAAUGAUUGGGUUAUGGGGUGAUUUAGUUUUUGAUUAUUUUAAUAAAGAUGAUGAAAAUGAAAAUCUGAUAAAUUUUGAGUAGUUUUUAAAAGGUGUAGCAUAUUUUAUAAAAUGUGAUGAAGAAUAAAAGAUUGAUCAUUUAUUUAAAUUAUAUGAUUUAGAAAAUAUAGGAAUAAUAAAAAAGGCUGAGUUCCUUUAAAUGGUAAUUUGGUUUUUAAAUAAAGCUUUAAAAUUAUCCUAGAGAAGAUUUAAUAAGAUUAUUAGAUGAUCCAAUGUUUUUAGAAGAUUUAAAGAUUUUGAAAUAUUAUGAGAAAAAAGAAAAGAUAAAUUAAAAGAAAGCUAAACCAUUAAAAGCAGAUGAAUAAGAAUUUACUGAAUCAGGUAAUAAAUAAAAUAUAUAAAAAUAAUAAUAGUUCAUGCAAUAUAAAGAAAAGGAUCUUCUUAAUAAAGUGGGGAAAUAAAAUCACUUUCUAGAUAAUAAUCAGUAGAUUGUUAAUCAAUUUAAUCAAGUCUUCCAAAUUUUAAUGAAUAAAGUGUUGUAAUGAUGUUUCCAAAUGAAAGUUUGGUUGGACCAAAUGGAGUACCUAUGGGAUAAUUUGGAUAAAAUAUAACAUUUUAAAUAAAUGGAAAAUUAGUAGAAUUGAAAAGAGUAAAUGUAAAUUAUUUAGUACGUAAAUAUGUCGAUAUGAUUUAUAAAAAUAAAGGAAAAUAAGAAGAAGAGUAAUUUAAUUAAAUAAUAUAGAUUAUCAAUUGAAGAAUUUAAAUAAUUUGUUAAAUUACAUCCAAAAAUAUUUGAUGGAUUAUAUAAAGCAUUUAAUUAUGAUAUUUGGGGUGUUAAUAAUAGUACAUUAGUACCUUUAUUUGUAACAGUUUAAAAAGAUUUAGAAGGACAUUUAUAAAAAGUAAGUAGAAAGAAUCCAAAGAUUUCUAAAGAUAGAUAUUUUAAAUUAAUAUAAAGAUUUUGCUUAUCAUAUAAGAAACUUGAUUAAGCAAUUCCUUCAAGUAUAAAUUUUAUCAAAUAUUUUUAAUUUAGAAAUAUUUUGUUUAGAUGGUUUGACAAUUUAAGAAAUUGUGAAUAGCUAAGAAUAAAAAUAUGGAUUUGAAAUAUCACAUAAAGAUAAGGUAUAUCCUUAAAGAUUAUACUAUUGUAAAGAUUUUGAAGAUUUUAAGAAAUGGACAAAUGGUUUAUAAAUGUUCUAAAAGUAUUUUAUUAUCUAAAAUAGGGCUUCUGUUAAUGAUUAUUAUUCUAUAUUAUAAAAAAUAGGUGAAGGAAAAUUUUCAAUUGUUUAUCUUUGUGAAGACAAAAAAACUAAAUAAUAAUUAGCAAUGAAGAUAAUUGAAAAGUUUAAAUUAUCAAAAUAAGAAAAAUUAAUGUUAGCGUAUAUUAUUAAUAUUUAUAUAAAUAGACAUGAAGUAGAAAUAAUGAAAUUAUUGAAUCAUUCAUGCAUAAUUAGAUUUGUUGAGAUAAUAGAAACAAAGACCCAUUUAAAUAUUAUAACUGAAGUAGUUAGAGAUGGAGAUUUAUUUGAUUAUAUAACAAAUAAUGAAAAUUUAAAUGAAUAAGAAGCUUCAUUAAUAAUGGGUUAAUUAUUUGAUACAAUAAAUUAUGUUCAUAGUGUUGGAAUAGUUCAUAGAGAUUUAAAACCAGAAAAUAUUAUGAUUGUACUGGAUUAAAUAACUAAAACUGUAAAAUAUGUUAAGAUUAUUGAUUUUGGAUUUGCUAAUUUUUUAACAAAUAUAUAAAAUAAAGAAGGAGAAGCUUUAUGUGGAACAACCAAUUAUUUAGCUCCUGAAACUUUAUCAUAAAAAAGAAUUGAUUUCAAAGUUGAUAACUUUGCUUUAGGUGUAAUUCUUUAUUUCUUAUUAUCUGGUAUUAAUAUUCAAUUAUUUAAGGAUUCUUACCUUUUGAUGCUUCAUUUCCUGAAGAUAUAAUUAAGAAUAUUUUAGAUUCCAAUUAUGAUUUAAGUGAUUCUUUUUGGUAACAGAUAUCACCAGGGGCAAAAGAUUUGAUAACAAAAUUGUUAAAUAAAGAUCCAGAUGAAAGAAUAUCUUUGGAUGAAGCAUUAAAUCAUCCAUGGAUUAAAGUAUUGGAUUUAGUUGAUUAAUAUAGAAUCGUUCUACGUUGUAAACUAAAAAAGUUUAAAGACAAAAAUUAAGAUUAGGGUUAAUUUGA